Capronia epimyces CBS 606.96 is the source of this 1899-nucleotide messenger RNA. RefSeq lists its product as uncharacterized. Gene Ontology annotation, molecular function: protein serine/threonine phosphatase activity. The transcript has a single exon. Gene Ontology annotation, biological process: protein dephosphorylation. NCBI's taxonomy places the organism in Eukaryota, Fungi, Ascomycota, Eurotiomycetes, Chaetothyriales, Herpotrichiellaceae. The coding region runs from base 1 to 1899 and encodes 632 amino acids. The record is from RefSeq and is a predicted model, not a curated record.
AUGCGCCGAGCUGCUGUUUUCGCCCUUCGUACGGCUCGACAAUCUGCCUUUCGGAAGCUGCUCUCUUCGAAGUCGUCCUUGGCCGCCCCGAACCAUGUCAUAACUGCACAAGCCUCCCUUGUUACUCGAAGGUACAGCACGUCGCGGCAGCCGUUGCAGGCUUCUAUGCGUCUACCAAAGCUGCCGCUCGCAUUCGUGGGAACGUUAGGCGCCAUUGGGGCAUGGUACGCGUAUAGGGGUGAUGGUCCACAGCAGCUUCUGCGAAAUCCAGCUGCACCCAUCUCAGCACAGCCGACAAGAAGUCUGAGUACAACCCCAGACUUCGCUCAUCCCGUUUCAGAUCCUACGAGUCCCGCACCGGUUGUGGCAGGGCAAGAAUCGAACCGGAAAGCAUUGGUGGUUGAUAACGACCAGUUUUUCACUGGGUCGAUUGUUGGGGAAGGUCCGCUGGCUAAGGAUACCGAUGAUUACGGCAGAAAGGUUCUUGAGAUGGUGACACCAGAACAAGCCACAGAGAGACUACGCAAGAACGAACAGUCGUUUCUCGUCGGGCGAGGGCGUGGCGUGGUCAGGUAUGAUGUUGUCCAGUUACCCAGCAACGAUCCGAUUGAGGAUGAUCAUGCCGAAAAGAUCGUUGAGGUUCCCAACACCGUUGCUGCAACAGACGGGGCCCCAUCUUCGGAUUGGAUGUUCUGGGGGAUCUUUGAUGGACAUUCGGGAUGGACAACUUCCGCCAAACUGCGUCAAGUUCUGAUCUCCUUUGUUGCGCGAGAACUCAACGGCACCUACAAGGCAGCUUUAUCAGACGCGAAGUCACCAUUCCCGUCCCCUGCAGCGAUCAGCCAGGCCCUUAAGUCAGCCUUUGUCAAGUUGGACAACGAGAUUUGUCUGGACAGCGUAAGCAAGCUGAGCAAAAAUCCCAGCAAACGGCUUGCUGCAGAACUACUCGCUCCGGCGCUUUCAGGCUCAUGCGCGUUGCUUUCCUUCUACGACUCGCAAAGCAAGACCAUAAGUGUGGCUUGCACGGGCGACAGUAGAGCAGUGCUAGGACGAAGGAACAUGCAGACCGGGAAGUGGUUUGCCACGCCAUUGUCGGAAGACCAGACCGGCUCAAACCCGAAUGAAGCGGCCCGCGUCCGAGCAGAGCACCCAGGAGAAGAGUAUGCUAUCCGUGGUGGCCGUGUGUUGGGCAAUCUAGAACCGACGCGCGCAUUUGGCGACGCCUUUUACAAAUGGUCCCGUGACACGCAAGACCGGAUAAAGAAACAUUUCUUCGGACGCACACCACAUCCGUUGCUCAAGACCCCGCCCUACGUUACCGCCGAACCCGUUGUGACGAGCACAUCGAUCGAGCCCUCCAAGGGCGACUUCUUGAUCCUGGCUUCCGAUGGGUUGUGGGAGAUGCUCACGAACGAAGAAGCUGUCGGACUUGUCGGCCAAUGGAUUGAACAGCAGAAUAAACAUGCCACUAGUUCCUCAAAUUCGAGUACCGCAUGGCUCACAUCCUGGUUCAAGUCCUCCACACCAACCGCGCUCCCUGUGGAGAAAGGUGGAAAUAUGGACAAGACCGGGCGCAUCAACAACGAUAAAGACGGGGGAAAGCCGAUUCGACAACAGCAGUGGGAUGUCCAGGCGGAAAAGAUCGACCGAUUCGUCGUCGAGGAUAAGAACGCCGCGACGCACCUAGUCCGCAACGCCCUUGGUGGGAAGGAUAGGGAUAUGCUGUGUGCGCUACUCACGUUGCCGAGUCCAUACAGCAGACGCUACAGAGAUGACCUUACAGUUGAGGUGAUAUUUUUCGGCGAGGGAGAGAACACCGGCGCCGUUGUCAUUAACAGUGAAGCAACCGCGCAAAACGCAAACGUGGCGGCAGACCAGACCUUGAAGGCCAAGUUGUGA